AAUGGACUAGAACACCAUGUUUCCCUUCUACCAAGUGGUCUUAACCCAGAGGUCAAACGUACAGUGAUACUGCGGCUGUGAUUCCCGGGAGGAAAUUACCUUGGCUAAACUGUCACUUUGGUGCAAACUCAGAAGCAGAUGGACCAGCUUUUUGUGGUCUGAAAGCACUCUGAGGCCCCAGAGACGCGCCCCUCGGGGUCUCGCAACCCGCUGGACUCGAGGCCGCGGCCGUCAUCGCCCCACAGUCAGUGCCCGCUCCUCGCUGACGUCAGUCGGAGCUGUCCUGGCGCUAUAUAAGGCUGGCGGCGGUCCCGGGACAGACCCCGUGUUCCCCAAGGCACCCUCAGCCCGCCCCGAGGGACAGACUGGAGCCCCGUCCCGGGCUGUGCAGCCGCUCUUCCCGCAACCCGGCCCGUGGCACCAUGAGGCUGGCCGGACGCGCGGCGCUGCUGGCGGCGUUGCUGCUCCUGGCACAGCUGCGCCGGGGGAGCAGCCAGUGGAGCCCGGAGGAGGCGGCGGCCAGGGUCCAGGACCCGAGUCUGCGCUGGAGCCCCGGGGCUCGGAACCAGGGCGGUGGAGCCCGCGCGCUCCUCUUGCUGUUGGCUGAGCGCUUGCCCCGCCGCCCGGGGACAGGCGGAUGGGGACCCGGGACCUCAGGCGAGCGGCCGCGACGGGACGACCCUCCACUGUCCAUUGACCUCACCUUCCACCUGCUGCGGACCCUGCUGGAGAUGGCGCGGACUCAGAGCCAGAGGGAGCGCGCAGAGCAGAACCGCAUCCUAUUCGACUCGGUGGGCAAGUGACCGGCGGGGCCCGGAAACCUCGACCCCC
Phyllostomus hastatus (greater spear-nosed bat) is the source of this 831-nucleotide messenger RNA. RefSeq names its product urocortin (gene UCN). The record is from RefSeq and is a predicted model, not a curated record. Gene Ontology annotation, biological process: negative regulation of feeding behavior. Gene Ontology annotation, cellular component: extracellular region. The transcript is spliced from 3 exons. The coding region runs from base 423 to 803 and encodes 126 amino acids. NCBI's taxonomy places the organism in Eukaryota, Metazoa, Chordata, Mammalia, Chiroptera, Phyllostomidae. Gene Ontology annotation, molecular function: hormone activity.